AUGACCCAAGACCAGUGUCCUCAUAGGAACAAUGUCCAGAGCACAGAGAAACCGUAUGUGUACAAAGUGGGCAUCUACGGCUGGAGGAAACGUUGCCUGUACUUCUUCGUCCUCCUGCUCAUGAUCCUCAUCCUCGUCAACCUCGCCCUCACCAUCUGGAUCCUCAAGGUCAUGAACUUCACCAUCGAUGGCAUGGGAAACUUAAGAAUAACGGAGAAGGGUCUGAAACUGGAGGGAGACUCAGAAUUCCUGAAGCCUCUAUACGCCAAAGAAAUCCAGUCCAGACCAGGAAGUCCUCUGUAUCUGCAGUCCUCCAGAAACGUCUCUGUUAACAUCCUGAACGGGUCCAACCUAGUUUCCCAACUGGUAGCAGGCUCUCAUGGAGUUCACACGCGGGGCAAAAUGCUGGAGGUGAAAUCCAGCAGAGGGAAGCUCCUGUUCUCCGCUAACGAGCAGGAGGUGGUGGUUGGUGCAGAGAGGUUACGCGUUAUGGGCGCAGAGGGAGCAGUGUUCAGCAGCUCCGUGGAGACUCCGCACGUCAGAGCAGAGCCCUUCAAGGAACUGAGGCUGGAAUCCCCCACGCGUGCCCUCUUCAUGGAGGCUCCUAAGGGGGUGCACAUCCUCGCAGAAGCUGGAGACAUCCAAGCUACAUGUCGAAGUGACCUGCGUCUGAAGUCAAACGACGGAGAGAUCACUCUGGAUGCCAAGACAAUCAAGCUUCUGCGACUGCCGGAGGGGAAAGCCUCCCCAACAGGGACAAGACAACCAGUGUUUGAGAUCUGUGUGUGCCCCAAUGGGAAACUCUUCUUAUCCCAGGCCGGAACAGGUUCUACCUGUCAGGUCAGCAACAACGUCUGCCUCUAAAAGACACGCAACCAAACACUCGCACA
Messenger RNA from Chanos chanos (milkfish), 890 nucleotides. It is a transcript of the gene sgcd, whose product is annotated as sarcoglycan, delta (dystrophin-associated glycoprotein). The record is from RefSeq and is a predicted model, not a curated record. Gene Ontology annotation, cellular component: sarcolemma; sarcoglycan complex. The transcript is spliced from 7 exons. Gene Ontology annotation, biological process: heart contraction; cardiac muscle tissue development. Bases 1 to 864 code for a protein of 287 amino acids. Lineage: Eukaryota; Metazoa; Chordata; Actinopteri; Gonorynchiformes; Chanidae.